Molecule: messenger RNA, 2730 nt
Organism: Pundamilia nyererei
Lineage: Eukaryota; Metazoa; Chordata; Actinopteri; Cichliformes; Cichlidae
Product: germ cell-specific gene 1-like protein
Exons: 8
Coding region: 951-2093 (380 amino acids)
Cellular component (GO): plasma membrane
Source: RefSeq, a predicted model, not a curated record
UGGAAACUCACCCAAAGAAGCACGAGGGAGUAAUAAGGGAGCAUGAAAAAGAAAGGUGAAGGAAACUGGAACCCUGCUUGAAGACAGGUGAAGGAAACACAAAAAGAGCCUCUCCUGAGAUCCAAGGAAAGGUGGUCGUUCAGACAAUGACAGCAUGAGUGUCAGUAAGCAUUAAACUCAUCCACCUAACCCCGCAAGAUUACCACAGAUUACCAGGCCACGAGGUAGGCCUGAGACGCUGGACUAAUCACUUCUUCAUGAGUUCAAUCCCUCUCACUGAGGUGGAGGAACAGGUUGAAGAACGGGAUGUGCCCUGAGAGUGGAACCGAUUAGUCUCAAAAUCCACAGGAUAAGAUUUAGAUGUUUGUCUUUAUCUGAGAGGGGAGAAGAUAUUAAUAUGAGACCCGAGCGGUGACUGCAGUAGAAACAUGGGCUAAAUUUGUGACCAAAGUCUCCAAAAGGAAACAAAGGUCCCAAAUUUAAACCUGGCCUGCUUCUCUUCAUCAUGCUUAUUUCCUUUAAGUGACACUGCAGCAGGAGGAGAGUUAGAGCUCCCCCUGCAUCCUCUGGCCCGCACAUCUGUCUCUUGUUGCUGGAAAAGAUUAAAUCCCAUAGCUUCAUCUUUCUUUAUUCCACUGUUAUUUGACCUUUGCUCAGCGCUAGCUCUCCUUCUCCAGCGCUGCCCUACUUCUAUCUCUCCAACAGACUACUUUUUAUCUUCCCCUCCGUCCUUCGUUCCACUUCUCAAAUACCACUAAUCCCCUCUCCUCACUUCUGUCUCUUUCCUACCACUUUAUUUUCAAUCUCUAUUGUAUUAUUGCAGAAAGCUCCCCAAUCUUCUGCUCUAGACAGGUCACCAGAACCUGUCUGGCUCUUGCAGCUAUUUUUGACACACACUUGCCAAAACCAUUUCAUUUCUCAUUUGGCUGCUUUUGAGUUGAGACACAGUCAUGCUGGAGAAAAUGUCCAGACGUAACCGCUCCCUGCUGUCACUGUUCCUCACCUCUCUGGCCCUCACGCUGUCCGUCUGGGCUUUCUGCACCUCUUAUUGGUGCGAAGGGACACACAAGGUGGUGAAGCCGGUCUGCCUGUCGCCAGUCAAGAUGAAAAACUGCGGGCAGAACAACAGCCAGCCGUACACCACAGAGGUGCCCACCCCAGACCCCAGGAACCCAGCCUCCAAUGUCACGCUGUCUCCUCAGCAGAAGGAGGAGCUGGAAAGGAUAAGGAAAAAGCAGCUGGCCAACGCUGUCCACUACAUCUGGGAGACAGGGGAGGACAAGUACAUGCUGAGAUACUUCCACACUGGCUUCUGGCUGUCCUGCGAGAAGCACAAUGAAGGUGCAGAUCAGGAAGAAAAGUGUCGAAGUUUCAUUGAGCUGACACCAGGAGAGACACAAGGUGUGCUCUGGCUGUCUGUCAUCAGUGAGUUCAUGUACAUCGGUCUCCUGGCUAUGGGCUUCUUACUGAUGUGUGUGGAAGCACUGUGCCUCUGCGCCAAGAGGGAAAUGAACGCCCUCAAGAUCAAUGCCUUUGCAGCCAUGUGCACUGUCCUCUCAGGCAUGAUGGGGAUGGUAGCUCACAUGAUGUACACAACCGUGUUUCAGAUGACUGUUAGCAUCGGACCUAAAGACUGGAGGCCACAGAGCUGGGACUACGGCUGGUCUUUUGCCAUGGCAUGGCUUUCAUUCAGCUGCUGCAUGGCAGCUGCUGUGGCCACAUUGAACUCCUACACCAAGACCAUCAUUGAGAUGAAGCACCGGGCUCGGGUAAGGCUGGAGGAGGCCCGAAAUACCACCAGUGCCCCCUCCUAUGAGGAGGUUGUUCGAGCUGGGCCGGGAGGGAUUUACUCCGUCAGUCAGCUGAUGCAGCUUGGACAACAGGGGGCUCUAAUGGACCCAAUGUGGCCCAGAGGAGUGGGACCAGCUGUUGGACCUCUGGCAUCAGGUGGAGUAGGAGGGGGGAAGCUGGCAGACCCUCAUGGUGUGGUUGUGGUGGAAGGCUGCGGCACCGAAGGAUGUGAAGAUUGUGAACGUGAGAUGGACGAGAUAAAUUAUGCCCUCCAGGAGGAGCGAGAGGACUCACUCUGCUAAGACUUCUCGGGGCAGAAGACCUCGACAAACAUCUCUCCACGGCAGAUUUUACUUAUCUCACUAAAACUACAAUAAAAUAUAUUUUUUUUAAAUUCACAGGACUUGCACAGACACACACGCACACCUUUAACCUUUAACUGCAGUUUUGUACAUGUGGGAUUGUACAAAUGAAGUUUCAAAUCAAUUCUAGACUAUUUUCAGUACUACAUCUAUUACAGUAUGAGAAUUUCAAUUUCUGGACCAGUAGCGAGCAAAAGAGCCCGAACUAUUAGUGUUGUGGUUUAUUACUGUAAGAGUUACCACAGUAACAUUUUCAUGCUAUCUCAGUAAUGUUUCUGUCCACAUGGCAAACUCUGCAGACGUAUGUGCAGUAGAAGAACCAAAAUAACUGGCUUAAAGACAAUGCAAGCUUCACAGAGCUGCAAAGUUGGGAUUAUUAUAUUGGCAAGCGAAUAUUUGAAUAGGGUUUAAUACUUGAAUCAGAAUAUUAUGAUGUAACAUUUAUUAGAUUUGCCCUUCUACAUGUCUUACACAUGGAGUUAGCUUACAGUUGUUCCUGGCUGGAAGUACAUAUAACUUUAGGCAACUGAAAUUUAAACACACGCACACACACACACACGCACACACACACACACAC